This is a messenger RNA of Cutaneotrichosporon oleaginosum, 237 nucleotides long. RefSeq lists its product as uncharacterized. The record is from RefSeq and is a predicted model, not a curated record. NCBI's taxonomy places the organism in Eukaryota, Fungi, Basidiomycota, Tremellomycetes, Trichosporonales, Trichosporonaceae.
AUGGCCCAAGGCGCAGGCAAACUCAAGUCCAAGGCGCCGAGCGGCGGCCGCAAGAAGGGCGGCCUCACGAAGAAGGGCAAGCGCGAUGCGCCGCCCAAAAAGAUCCAGCAUGUGCGCGAGCGUGCGACGCAGAAGAAACUGUCUAGCACAAUCAACAACUCGAUCGAGCGCCAGAUGGUGAAUGCUGCGUCGGCGGGCAAGCUUACCAUCAUGAGGAACAAGGGCGGCGAGGAGUGA